Medioppia subpectinata is the source of this 786-nucleotide messenger RNA. NCBI's taxonomy places the organism in Eukaryota, Metazoa, Arthropoda, Arachnida, Sarcoptiformes, Oppiidae. The record is from the annotation of a GenBank genome assembly.
AUGUUAUUUUUAAUAAUAACUAUUAUAUACUGUAUUUGUGGUCAGUUGUCGGCCAACGGACUCUCACCGGAACAGAAGCUACGGUGCGAACGGAUAAUCAGUGUCUUCGAGUCGGACACCAUUCAAAUCAAGUACACGGAGUGCGAGGACAUUGUCGACGGCCGGGGCUAUACAUGCGGUAAGUUUGGCUUCACUACAGCCACCGGCGAUGCCUACGAAGUGGUCAAACAAUAUACGGGCAAAAAGCCGGUCAACUCUUUGGCCGAGUAUUUGCCUGAAUUAAAACGAUUGGCCGAAGAGUUCAGUAACGAUACGACAGGUUUGGUCGGCUUUCCCGACGCCUGGCAUUUGUCCGCCACAUCUGAUCGCGUGUUUAAUGAGACUCAGGAUGAAGUGUCGGCUUCCAUGUCAUACAAUCCAGCGAUGAAAUGGGCAGAUGUUGCCCAUUUUAAAAGUGCCAUGGGCAAAUGCGCCCUAUACGACUGCAUAAUUCAACAUGGUAACGGCAACGAUGGCGAUGGUUUGCCCGCUAUAUUCAACCGGACAGUUGUGAAAGAGGGUGGUGUAGUGACUGACAAUGAGGGCAAAUGGAUCAGGGCAUUUUUGGAUAUGAGACAGGACGAUUUUAAGCACCCGCACGACCAGAUUAACAUCGAUCACAGGGACAAAUGGCCCGAACAUAGCGAACGGGUGGACGCCUUUAUAGAUAUAUUAAAUGCCGCAAAUAUGGACCUCAACGGACCCAUACAUGUUAAGACUGGUCACCACGAUAUGAUUGUACCUUGA